AUGGCGAUAAUCGCUAUGAGUUUUGGCCAGCGCGUGAAGGCUUUGUCCCAAGCUGCGUUUAAUGUCCGGAAAGUUCAUGAGAUGUGGCCUGAGAAGCAUAUCAUCAUGACUGAGGCAUGUCAGGAGUCUGGUCCUCGCAUUUGGGAUUGGAAGCUUGGGGAGCGGUAUGCAGAAGCAAUCAUCCAGGAUUUGGAGGGAUGGCUCGAAGCCUGGAUCGAUUGGAACUUGAUACUGGAUGAGACUGGCGGCCCAAAUCAUGUGAACAACUUGGUUUCAGCGCCGGUCAUCUACGACACAGCCAGAGAUCGGCUGGUUUUCCUCUCAUCCUUCUACUACAUAGGUCACUUCUCGCGCUUCAUUGUACCUGGAGCUCAGCGCAUUGCGGUCGCCAGCAAUCGGGACAAGCUGAAGGCCACUGGCUUCAUGAACCCUGACGGGAGUGUGGUGACCGUGGUGCUGAACCAGGAAGACUACAACAUUGAGUUCUUCUUGCAGGUGGCUGGAAGAGCCGCGCCAACGCAGGUCCCAUCACGUUCAAUUGUGACAUUUCGUUUUCAUUCAAACGAUGUCAAUUGA
Messenger RNA from Durusdinium trenchii, 576 nucleotides. The record is from the annotation of a GenBank genome assembly. Lineage: Eukaryota; Dinophyceae; Suessiales; Symbiodiniaceae.